AUGGAGCUGGCUCCUGCAGCCUGCUUGUUCACGGCGCAAAGUGUCCCUCUCAGCCCGAGCGGCAAACCCGUCCCGGCGGCGUCGGCCGCCUCCAAGCGCGCGCGCUCGUCCUCCCCGGAGCUCCUCCGCUGCAAGCGCCGCCUCAACUUCGCGGCUUUCGGCUACUCUCUUCCCCCGCAGCAGCCGCACGCCGUGGCGCGGCGCAACGAGCGCGAGCGCAACCGGGUCAAGCUGGUCAACAACGGCUUCGCCACCUUGCGCGAGCACGUCCCCAACGGGGCCGCCAACAAGAAGAUGAGCAAGGUGGAGACGCUCCGCUCGGCCGUCGAGUACAUUCGCGCUCUGCAGCAGCUGCUGGACGAGCACGACGCCGUAAGCGCGGCUUUCCAGGCGGGCGUGCUGGCCUCGUCGCCCGGCCUGGCGGCGCAGGGUUACCCGGCGGCGGAUAUGAACUCCAUGGCCGGCUCGCCCGUGUCCUCCUACUCGUCGGACGAGGUGUCGUACGACCCCCUCAGCCCGGAGGAGCAGGAGCUCCUCGACUUCACCAACUGGUUCUGA
Molecule: messenger RNA, 558 nt
Organism: Nerophis lumbriciformis (worm pipefish)
Lineage: Eukaryota; Metazoa; Chordata; Actinopteri; Syngnathiformes; Syngnathidae
Source: RefSeq, a predicted model, not a curated record